Molecule: messenger RNA, 105 nt
Organism: Spirodela intermedia
Lineage: Eukaryota; Viridiplantae; Streptophyta; Magnoliopsida; Alismatales; Araceae
Source: the annotation of a GenBank genome assembly
AUGCUUUACUUGAAAAUUAUAUUUUCUGCAUAUUCUGUUUCGAUUUUUUUUGUGUCAUUGAGGACAAUGUCAUUUUUAAGUCGGGGGGGAAGUAUUCAUUAUUAA